AUGUCGGAGCUGCCGCUUUUGGCCUGUGUGCUCCUCUCCUGGAUCAUCACCUGCCAAUCUGGGCCAUGGGGACCUUGCACAGAUUUGUUACCAUUAGACCUCAUGUCCCAGGUGCUUCCUGCAGCUGGGAAAGCGCAGAAUGGGAUCCGUAUGGUCCAGUCCAGGGGUGCUCGUGGAUUCCAGUUUUCUGGAUCUCCACAACUUUUCAGCUUCCCUGCAUCUCAGCUGUUUAUUAAUUGUAAUUUUUUUCCUGCUGAAUUCUCCAUCAUUGUCACACUGAAAAUCCCUAAAAUGACUCCUGAGAAGAGUGAAUAUAUAUUCACACUGCUGGAUGGAGAUUCAGAUGAGCUGCUCCUCGGCUUGCGGCUGUCCCAAAACAAGCUCCACAUCCUGCAUAAGGGCCAGGGCAGCAGGAAACGCAUCACUUUUAAGGCAGUCGGCCUGGCUGACAACUGUUGGCACACUGUUGUCUUGGCAGUGACUGGACACUACACAAUUCUCACUGUAGACUGUGGCAUACCCCUCAACCUAGUGCUUGAUAGCCCCUUCCCUGAUGAUCUUGAUACAGCUGGCUCAACAUUCUUCAUUGCUAGUAGAAGAAGAUGGAACAGCUUGUUUUCUGGGCUGAUGCGUCAGCUGGUUCUGCUACCUGGUUCGGAUGCUACCUCACAAAUAUGCCCCUCAUCUGAGCCUCAGCUGUCUGCACUCUCUGUUCCCCAGCCACUCUUACACCUGCCAAUCAAAUCAUCUUCCACUGACCUUCCCCUCCCUCCCUAUGAGGCAGAGGUUCGGGUGACAGCAGGUGUAAGUCCUCCUUGUGGAUUCUCGGAGGAGGGCCAGCUGUGGUUCAACACCUUGCAGGGAGGCCUGCUUCUCUGUGAUGGAAUCAUGUGGCUCACUAUGCUGCAAGUGAAAGAGAGGCUGGACUAUGUGGAGGAUCACCAGGAUUUAUUCACCAACUCUGAGACAUUUGACAUUGAAGUUUUCCAGAUCCCUUCUGUAGGGCUCUUCAUUGCAACCGCCAACCGUGAUUCCAGCCUCGGGUCGGGAAUAUACAAAUGGACAGAUGGGAAGUUUGAACGAUAUCAGAAUAUCAGCACCUAUGAUGCACAAGCAUGGCAAUACUUCACAGUGGGCAAAAAGAAAUUCCUGGUUGUUGCUAACUGCAGAGCUAUGGAUAAUGGGAAUCAGGAACAGUCUGUAAUAUAUAAAUGGAGUUCAAGGAAGCGGAAGUUUAUUCACUAUCAGACUCUGAACACAUACAAUGCUCGAGAUUGGGAGGCCUUCCACAUUCAAGAUGAAGCUUUCCUUGCUGUAGCCAAUCAUAGGCAAGGGGAGAGGAAUCACAAUAUUGAUAGUGUAAUCUACAAGUGGAAUCCAGUUACCCAGUUUUUUGAGGUCAAUCAAACAAUCCAAACAUCGGGUGCUUAUGAUUGGGAGUUCUUCAUGACGGGCCCAUAUAACUUCCUUGUGGUCGCAAACACCUUCAAUGGAAGAUCGACAGUCAUCUAUUCUACCAUCUAUAUCUGGCUGGGAGGGAUGUUUCAGCCUUACCAGUCCAUUAAAACAUUUGGGGCGAUAGACUGGGAGAUGUUCCAGAUUGAAAACAGGAUCUUUCUGGCUGUGGCGAACAGUCAGAUGCUCACGGAGGAGGGCAAGAUUAUGUACUCCAUCAACUCCACCAUCUAUGAGCUCAGCAUGACAUCACAGGCCUUCAUAAAGUUUCAGGAUAUCGAAACUAACAGUGCUCUGGACUGGGAGUAUUUUACUGUUGGAGAUGACAAGUUUUUGGCGGUGGCCAAUUCCUAUGAUGGAACAUCAUACUCACUAAAUAGUGUUAUAUACAGGUGGCAGGGCUAUGAGGGCUUUGUGCCUGUGCACAGACUGAACACCAAUGGUUGCAGAGACUGGGAAUUUUUUAACACAACCGAUGGCUCCUACCUCAUCUACUCCAGUGCCAGAGCGGCUCUCUCUAAAGUUCUUAAAUUAAGGACCAUUUAG
Molecule: messenger RNA, 2001 nt
Organism: Myxocyprinus asiaticus (Chinese sucker)
Lineage: Eukaryota; Metazoa; Chordata; Actinopteri; Cypriniformes; Catostomidae
Product: thrombospondin-type laminin G domain and EAR repeat-containing protein-like
Exons: 12
Coding region: 1-2001 (666 amino acids)
Biological process (GO): signal transduction
Source: RefSeq, a predicted model, not a curated record